Molecule: messenger RNA, 6374 nt
Organism: Solea senegalensis (Senegalese sole)
Lineage: Eukaryota; Metazoa; Chordata; Actinopteri; Pleuronectiformes; Soleidae
Gene: onecut1
Product: one cut homeobox 1
Exons: 2
Coding region: 964-2334 (456 amino acids)
Biological process (GO): regulation of transcription by RNA polymerase II
Cellular component (GO): nucleus
Molecular function (GO): RNA polymerase II cis-regulatory region sequence-specific DNA binding; DNA-binding transcription factor activity, RNA polymerase II-specific
Source: RefSeq, a predicted model, not a curated record
UAUAUGAGGUGUGUGAAUACAACACCUUUAAGUCAAUUAACUAAGUUAAGUCAUUACACUCAGCAGCAGCAGCAGCAGCAGCUCCUGGGGGCCUCAGUCCCCCCCCCUCUUCUUCAUGCUAUAGAGAAACAACAUUAGACGCUUCUUUGCAGAAGAGAUCGUAUCAGACUUCAACAAUCAACUCCAAAUGAACCCGGAAGUUUACUUCAUUUGCACCUGGUCAUUUAAGGAGGACUGAAGUCAUAGCCUCAUUAUGCAUUUCAUAGUAAUAGCAAUUACAAAUGUAGUGCAGGCUCUGUGUUAUAACACAAUUCCCAUUAUAAUUAUUCGGUGAUAAGUCUAUGUGACGUCCAUGUUUUCUGCAUAUGUUUUGCAGCAUUUCAGCGCAGGCGGCUGAAUAUGGGCUGUAGGGAGAGCAGCUUUUAGCAGGUGGUUUGAUGCCUCCCUUCCUUAAUAAGAUGACUGACGUCACAGGAGUGGGGCGGCGUGUGUGUGUGCGCGCGUGGAGAGAGAGAGAGGGAGAGAGAAGUAGAGAGUACGGGAGGAGACUGCAGUGCGCAUGUGCAGACAGGGAGCUGUGCUGCGGUGGAAGAGGGCUGGAGACAUACAACCAAAGAGAUGGCGCGGCACCCGACAGGAGCGCAAGGACAGCUGGUUAGCGGUGGGGGGGCUUGAAUCACCAAAUCCAGAAAGGGAAAAAUAUAUAUAUAUGUAUAUAAAUGUUUGAAAAUACGAGGAAAAAGAGGGAAAAGGACUUUGAACUCUGCAGAACAGUGUCAUUAUAAUCAAAUACACUAUAGGUGACUAUAAGGACAGAGCGGAGGCGAGACAGAGGAGGCUGCUGCAAGAAGAGGAAACAAGCAACAAAAGAAAAAAUUGAACUUUACUGGACGCGAGGACUUCUGGACAUCUGCUAACUGCGGUAGGUCAGAUAGAUGGUUUGUCCACAGCGCUGCUCGGACCAUGAACGCACAGCUGUCGAUGGAGAAUAUUGGCGACCUGCACGGAGUGAGCCAUGAGUCUCUGACCAGUCACGGAGAGCUGCUGAGUGGCCACAGUCCACAUUCCCGUCCGAGCCCACGGGGUCUUAGCCACCGCGCUAUGGGCAUGGCGACCCUGCUGGACAGCGGAGACUAUCACCCCAGCCACCCGGGACACCUGCACCCAGCCAUCAGCAUGUGUGAAGCCCCCCCAGGCAUGAGUGCGAGCAGCACCUACACCACCCUGACACCCUUACAGCCCUUACCCCCCAUCUCCACCGUGUCCGACAAGUUUCCUCCCCAUCAUCAUCACCACCACCACCACCACCAUCAUCCCCAUCAUCCGCACCCGCACCCGCAUCAAAGGAUCCCCGGAAACGUCAGCGGCAGCUUCACGUUGAUGCGAGAGGACCGGAGUCUGGCGCCUAUGAACAGUCUGUAUCCCGCGUACCAUCACAAGGAUCCGUGCAUGGGCCAGAGUUUGUCCCCGCUGUCUGGUUCCGGUCUGGCCAGCAUACACACGUCGCAGGCCGGCAUCCCUCCCUAUGCUCAUCCCGGUGCCGCCAUGCCCGGUGAGAAGAUGCUCACUCCCAGCGGGUUCGAGGCUCACCACCCGGCCAUGCUCGGUAGACACACCGAGCAGCACAUGAGCUCCUCGGCGGGUAUGGUACAAAUCAACGGACUCCACCACCACCCGCACGCCCACCUGAGCGCGCAGGGGCACGGCCAGGGGCUGGGGAACAGCCGGGAGCAGGCCUCCGGGCCCGGGCAGCAAGGGGGCGGAGGAGGUGGCGUUUCUGGGGGACAGAUGGAGGAGGUGAAUACCAAAGAGGUGGCGCAGAGGAUCACAACAGAGCUGAAGCGCUACAGCAUCCCUCAGGCCAUCUUUGCCCAGCGUGUCCUGUGCAGGUCCCAGGGGACACUGUCCGACCUGCUGAGGAACCCCAAACCUUGGUCCAAGCUCAAGUCCGGCAGAGAGACUUUCCGCCGCAUGUGGAAAUGGCUGCAGGAGCCUGAGUUCCAACGCAUGAGUGCGCUCAGGCUCGCAGGUGAGCGAAGCCUCGCAUGUAAGCGCAAGGAACAGGAUCAUGGCCGAAGCGAGCGGGGGAGUGUGAGCAAGAAGCCGCGGCUGGUGUUCACGGAUGUGCAGCGACGGACACUUCACGCCAUCUUCAAGGAGAACAAGCGUCCAUCAAAAGAGCUGCAGCUCACCAUCGCCCAGCAGCUGGGCCUGGAGCUGGCCACAGUCAGCAACUUCUUUAUGAAUGCACGCCGCCGGAGCCUAGAUAAGUGGGUGGAUGACGGUUCCGGUCACUCAGCCAACUCUGGCCAUAACACCUGCACCAAAGCCUGAAGACGGACUGAUUUUACCAACUCAUGGACUGACUCAAUCUCGGUGGAAAAGCUUUAAAACUUAAGAGAAACAAAGAGAAACUUAAAAAAAAGACCUUGAAGCAACAUUUUGCCCUUAAACCUGUACUAUAUUGAUAUUUAUAGUAUCCAAAGAUGAAAAAACAAACCAAAGACUUAUUGUUUGACCUGCUUUAAAAUGUCUGUUUCAGCAACACAUUUAUGUGUAACAUACUGCAAAAAGACUAUUAUUUCACACACAGCCCCUCACACACACUCACUGUCAUUGGUCUAUAGCUUUACUACGCCCCUCCUCACCUCCCCGCUCAGUAUCAAUCUAUCAUUCGCCAUCCUUAUCUUUAAUCUGAUUGGUUGGAUUUAAUGAUGGGUCCCCAAAUGGAGGUUUAAUCAGCCUAUUGACAGUGUGAUCUGCAGCUGUCCACAGCCUUGAGAAACAGCCAGAAAGUGGAGCUCUGGUGGGAUUGGCCAAUCAACUUUAAAGAAACAUAAUCCUACAGGAGCGACUGGAUGGUUGUACAACUGUGUUUGGACUGGUGGCGGAGGUGGUGGUGGUGGACUGUCUGUCUUUCUGUCCAGCUGUCUGUCUUUCUAUCAAGCUUUCCAAGACAGACCGGGGGAACGCCCAUGUGUAGACUGCUAACCCAAAACCAGAAUCCCAACUUUGAACCAAACCAAACCAAGUUCCCCCUUAACCUCAGCCCUCAUGGUAGUGCUUUCUUCCAACAUGCUGAAGCGUUGAAUAAAGAGACAUUUAGAAACCAUAGCCUUCUACACCCCGACCCUCUCAUACAGCCUAGAAACAAAAACCACUAAAAAUGCUAUGAAGUUAACUGACCAAAGAGUUCAUUUUAUAGUGGAUAAUCUUAAUCACCCUCCUCCUCUUAAAACAGACUGUUAGUGAGGCGCCUUUAAAGAGGAGAAUUGUGCCGCUCGUGUCCAUUUAACAUAUUCAUUCAUACUUAAAUUUACUAACCAUACAAAUGGAAGUAACAUACAGCAUACUCCGUGAAAAGUAACUCUUGAUGUUUGUCUUAUAGAUGCCUUUUUUUUAAUCAAACUGAAACGGAAAUGCUGUUUCUAAAGGUUAAUCAUUGCAAGUACAAGCUUUGUUGUGAGGCUACCGCGCAGGUUUAGCAUUGGUUUAUAUGUUCAGUGCCAGCACUCGCACACAAAGACAAAUCCAUACUGUUGGAUCUUUUCUCUACAAAGGUGAAAACACAAGCAGCUGGCACGACAUGUGGUCUUGACACCUUUUUUUUUUUUUAGGACAAACUGAAUCACCGUUCUUAUAAUAAGCGUUAAGCUUCGCCAUCAUAACUUCAUACAUAUUUGAUUUCCUCGUCAUUUACCUCCUCGUGUCGGAUCGAGAGGAUGAUACCAGUGAUCAAAUCAAUUUCAGGUGCUCGCGCACAGCAAUGUCAGCUCAUCACCUGAAUACGAAAGCACCCCCAUCCCUGGCUGUCAUCAGUGCCCAGACCCCCCCGCCCCACUUAUCCUGCCUCCACUCCCCCUGGUAAACUAUGCAUUUCAGCACUAGGAGGAAAGCACUACACAGGGCUGGCUCAGGGCAGCGUAGCAUUAGAUAUAUUAAGCUGGCCCCUCGCCAUCAUCCUCCUCAUGGCCAGGGUUAGCAGCACUACAUUCAUCAGAGCAAGCGCUGAAGGAGAGGCGAGAGAGAGAGAGAGAGCGAGCUGCUUCAUCAUCUUGGAGAGAAUAACCAAACACAUGACAAGAAACAAAAGGCUUGUGUCAAGACCUGCUGAUGUUUCACAGUGUGAACCAAAGAUGCUACCUCACUCAAGUUCCAUGUACGUGAUUUAUAUCACUUUGAUGAUACCAAAGAUAACCAAAGAUUUUUUCUCAUUGCACGGCCUUUAUGAGUGGUGUUAAAACGAUGUUAUGUCUCCUCCCCUCCCCCCCCCUCACCUCCUUUCCCUUCCCAUCUCUUCCUUCUCUUCCCGCACUCAACCCAUGCCCUAGUGCUAUGUGCUCCUGCUUCAUCUGUGCUCGGAUUACAGCGCCGUAGAUAGUCAUGCUGAUGCAUGAUGUAGCUAAAGACAGAUAUGCUGAUCGAGCCAUAGAUAUACACAACUGACCAUGCAGGGUACAGAGAACGUCGAGUCUCAUCACUAAUGUCAUCAGUCUUCGUGUUGCUUAGUAGCUACAGAAAUUGAAGACAUUUAAAAUGAAAAAAGCUGUCGUUAAACCAACAGAAACAUUAAAUCCCCUUUUUUUAAUCAAAUGAAAAAUGAAAUAAACUGCUCAGUUUUAAUUUGACGAUUUACCCUGCUAGAGUGCCAUAUUUUGGAGCUUUAUUCCCACUUGGCCUCAGUGUGUGUAUCUAUAGGUUGAUAUUGUUGAUCUAACACAUAGUUUCAGACAUUUUCAAUAGGCAGAUGAGCUGAAAUAGCCAUGGGCAACUCAACUAUAGGCAGACGUGUCCCUGAAAGUAGAAGCAGACAUGUUGCAAUCUUUCUAAAGAAACGCCCAGGACGAGUGCCUUGCUUGAACCAAAGUGUUAAACCGCUGUUGACCUCUCACUUUUGACUCUGUGAAUACCUCAGCCUGUAGAAAGGCCACUACUGAAGAAACUAGGAAAAGGUUGUCUUUCUGUUGUUGUUGUGUUUUGUUUUGUUUUGAAAUCACACCGUGGUGCUUUGCCAGCGCAACCAUGCAAUGAAAACAUACCAAAGGAAUUUCUGUUGUCCACUUUUACAGAUUAAAACCAAAGGUCUUUGUUUCUCCUUCUCUUCUGUCCCCCUUUAACCCAUCCAUCCUUCCCCCAACUGUCCUUGUCUCUCUACUGUGUGUAGGAAGGUCCAGCACUCUGGCCGUGCAUGUCUUUACCAAUGUCUCUGAAUACCUCAUAGUAAUAAUUCCUUUGAGUUCUGCAUUGAGACGUCGAUCUGCGAUCAAGACAGAACUCCGCCCUUGUGGUAAUUGUUAUUGUUACUUCAAAAAUCUGUAUGAUUAUCUAUUUUGUAGUUUGGUUUUGUUUUUUGGCAGAAGUGCUCUGUUUUUAGUCACAGAGGACACGUUUUAUGGUUGAUGUAUGAAACUUGCAGGACGGAGGGAGAAGCAUAUUUUUAUCAGACAUUGUUUUAUGCCAUUGUUAUGAUGGUAGACUAUUGCUUUUACAGGGUAAAACCAACUGCUGUGAUAUUGUGUUUAUAUUUUCCCUUUUGUCUUCUUCUGUGUUGUGAUUUAAUUUAAAUGCAUUUUUGUAUUGUUUUAACCACUGCUUUAAUUUAUGCAUUUGUAGAAACUCUAGAUUUGUACAUAGUAGGUUUUUUGGAAGAAAAAAACAAAACACACACAAAAAAAAAAGACAGUUUUAUGUUACAGCCUUAUUGCCCACGCUUAGAUAUGAAAGGAAGUAGUUUGUGUUUUUAUUCAGCUAAAUCCUAGCCGGCAUUUCAAUGUGUGUUUUAAACACUGCCAGAAAUUCAGACGGUUGAUUUGCCAACGCAGACAAAGUCAUACAGGAGCUACUUUGUCGAACAGUUGGCAAAAAAAAGCAGUGUGUACGUUUGUGUGUGUGUGUGUGUGUCUUUUCUAUUCCUUUGACUUUUUAAGAACCGUUAUUUUAUGGGUAUUACUGCACAUCCAAAGAAUUUUAAAACAAACCAAAAAUCAGAAAAAAAAUAUGUAUAAAGUUGAAAAAGCACUGGCAUUUGUGAGGUAGACUUGUUGAGUUUUGAUUUGCCAUUCGCACGGGUAUAGAAUGUAGAAGGCGUAGGGCUGCGUAGACAAGCUUACUCUACCAUGUGGGGAAUCUCCUGUUCAAUGUACAAUCUGAAGCAUCUGCAACGAGGGCUGCAAGUCCCGCUCACUUUGCUGCCUCAUACACAGAGUGAGGUGGAGUGUAGGCUGGGCAGCCGGUCUGCCAGGGGCUGUGCCACGGAACUGGGUCUGUUUUUAUUGCUGUGGCACUGCCGCCUCGCUCCAUCUAGUAUCUGUUCUUUUGGUACGUACUCGUGUAAUGACUAUGAGCAAAGUCUAAUAAAACUGCAAAGAACUUUA